CUGACCUAAUGAUGAGAUGAUCAAACUAAGAAUAAUACGAUUGAGUAUGUAACAUAAAUUCAAAAUAAGAGAGUAUGCACCUGUAAAAAUCUCCACAUUUACGGAAACUGAUUAUUGUUUUCAAUGAAAAUUGAAUAAUGGAUUGCAGAGAUUCACACACCAGUAUAAUUUGGUUAAUUUAUCUAGUACCAUAACCAUUAGGUGAUUUCUAGCAUAUAUGCCUUGGUUUAUGGUAUUCAUUUAAAUUUUGUCACGGGUAUGCAUUAUCAAACUUUUUAGCAAAUGCUAAUUUGUUUCUAAUUUGGAAUCGAAAGUUCUGUUAUUGGUUAAUAUUGUUAUUUCUAGUAUGGAUUCUCAAGAUUCUAGUACCCAUAAUGUGAUCUCUAGUAUGGAUUAUCAUACCUGAUUUUAUCAAGUGGUCGUACGUUCGAAUUUCAACGGCAUUUAAUAUUAACAGUUGAUUAAAACACAAGGUAUAAGAUACAAUUGACUUGUGCAAACUUCAAGUAUGUGAGUUGGCUUUCGCUUGAGAGGUGUGUAAGAGAGUAGUAUAAGCUUCAUAAAUAACAUUCUCCCACAACUCUGAGUUAUUGAGACUAGUUAGUUUAUGACAUAGACAAUUUUUCACCAUCCACCAAAACCUUAGAAUGGGUGGAUUUUAGCCAAAAAAUCAUCUAGUCCACUCAUUUGCCAUUUUUAGAUACUAUGAAUUUGCCAAUAUAUAAUUUUUUUCGUUGGUCGUUGGCUGCAAAGUUCGAAUCUAAACUGUGGUAGAUGUUUUCAUCCCCACAUUACCGUUACAUCAACUCCAACUUAAUUAAGAGAUUUUCUAGUAUGAACUAGGCAUUUUUUUAUCUUAGUUUUCUUUCAUAAGGAUUGGAUAUUGUUGUAUGGAUUAGUCAACUUGUCUUAUAGAUUAAGCAUGGUGUUUAAACCUCUAUUCAUGACUCUAAAUUGUCAAAUUAUUGGAACAUAUGAAGUUAACAUAUACUAAGCCGAUCCGUGAAGUUUUUUAGGUGAGACCGGUCAGUACAGUUUCGAACCUCAAAAGCGAUCUGUUGGGCAUGUGACUCGGAUCGCACCCCACGGCAGAAGCACUAAGGAGUCGCGCCAAGGUUAAGCGCGCGAGCCAAGCAGAAGCACUAAGGAGUCGCGCCAAGGUUAAGCGCGCGAGUCAAGCACACGAGUCACGCCGGAAUCAAGCGUGCAGGCAAAAGCCACCCCUGAAGAGGCUCGCGCAAACACUGAGCGACGACGCUUGGGACAGGCGUGGGCCCUUGUCGAGGAGUUGUAGAAGCGGCGCCGCGUCAUCCAACGGGUAGUCACCAUCACAGUCCUAGGUAUAGUCCUGCUAUGUCAGUAGUCACAUCAGGGUCCUAAAAGUAUGGUCUAAAUCCCUGACAUGUCAGUGGUCACAUCAUUGUGCCCACUUGUAACCCAACCACUCACCCACCAACAUGUAGCCUAUAAAUAUGGCAUUUACUCCGGUGGGUGAGGGGAUCGGAUUUUUCAGACUCUAUCUCUAAGAUCAUCAACUUCUCUCUCUAAGACGACUUCCAUUUCCCACUCUUUUCGUAAUCUCCGGAAUCUAUCUAUAACAAUCGUUCCUUCAUUGCUUACUCCUCUUGACCCAUUUUCACGAGCCUCCCUUCUACACCCAGUUAGGCUCAAACAAUUGGCGCCCACCGUGGGGCCAAGUAGAGAAGCAAAGAAAAUCAACCUAUGGCAGAGCAUAACUCCAACUCGCCUGACGAGUCAACCCCAAUCAAGGCGAUGACCAACCCAAGGGAAUUCGCGGAAGCCAGCAAUAUCAACGCGGUGCUCUUGGAAGAGGAAGAGCCCGAGCUCACAGCCAGAGAAAUGAGACAGCUGGUGGCGAAGCAGAACGACGUCAUAGCUAACAUGCAGAAACAAAUGAGCCAGGUCAUGGCGCUCAUGAUGAGCAGAGAGGCCGCGGCAACAGCGGGCGCGACACCAUCCGCGCCGGGGACUGUCACCCACCAAGUUGCCGCGAGAAGAGCAGGGACGCCGGCAGCUCACGCUGCCGCGGGAUCAGCUAGCGCAGCUGCACAGCGGACAUAAGCAACACCCCCCUCCCCCACAAGAGCAAGCGCAGCAAAGAAGAUCACCAGACAGGCGCGCACCCCACGCGUUUACACCGCUCAACGACUCCGUAAAGAACGUGUUCCACGUUCUACGCGAGAAGGGGUACAAGCUCAAUUGGCCCGCGCCCCUGAAGUCCUUGCCCCACAUGAGACAUCCAAAAAAGCAUUGCGACUUCCACAGGGCAACGGGGCACUGGACGGAGGAUUGCCGAGAGCUGCGCUACGAAAUAGAGGGCCUCAUAUGAC
Messenger RNA from Linum trigynum, 2351 nucleotides. The record is from the annotation of a GenBank genome assembly. Lineage: Eukaryota; Viridiplantae; Streptophyta; Magnoliopsida; Malpighiales; Linaceae.